Messenger RNA from Candidula unifasciata, 2139 nucleotides. Lineage: Eukaryota; Metazoa; Mollusca; Gastropoda; Stylommatophora; Geomitridae. The record is from the annotation of a GenBank genome assembly.
AUGACUAUGCUCGGGCAACAGGGGCAGUGUAAAUUUGAGGAAAAAUGGCCAUCUAUGAGACCCACCGUGUUAAAACUGCUCAGGCAAGAGUCAGUCCCCAGACAAGAAUGGCAGGACCUGUUUUGGUAUGUGCAUUCAGUCUGUAUGUGGGAUGAAAAAGAAGGACCCAACCACAUAUAUGAAGCCUUGCAGAAAGAUAUUCUAGACUUCAUCAAACAAGCACAAAGUAGAGUUCUACAGCACAAGGAGGAGUCUGCAUUGCUGCGUGCUUACAUAGCAGAAUGGGGCAAGUUUUUCACACAGUGCAACUACCUGCCUAAGCCAUUCACCCAACUGGAAGCAAACCUCAUGGGGAAGUUACACAGCAGCAUGCCUAAAAAGACUCAGUCCCCUGAUGAAAGUUUGGUCAGAAAGUUGAUGUUAGACAGCUGGAACUCAAGUAUCUUUUCCAACAUCAAGGAUAAACUACAGUACAGUGCCAUGAAGUUGGUCCAUGCCGAGAGACACGGGGAAGCUUUCGAUACACAGCUUGUCAUUGGUGUUCGUGAGUCAUAUGUGAACCUGAGCUCAGACACCGAAGACAAACUGAAAAUUUACUGUGAGAAUUUUGAAAAGGCAUACCUGGAGGCAGCUGAAAACUUCUACAAACAAAACGCUCCCAAUUACCUAGAACAGAAUGGUGUACAGAACUACAUGCGUUAUGCUGAUAACAAGUUAAAGGAGGAAGAAGCCAGGGCUAAACGAUAUCUAGAGACUGGUUAUGGGUGUAAUUCAGUCAAUUGUCUUGUUGACUGCUGCGUCAGAGCCUUGGUGACAAGUUUCAAAGACACUAUCCUCGCAGAAUGUGCAAACAUGAUUAAAAAUAAUGAAACAGAAAAAUUACGUCUAAUGUUCAGUUUGAUGGAUAGAGUGCCGGAUGGUAUACAGCCCAUGCUGCAAGAUUUAGAAGCCCAUAUAGUCAGCCAGGGUCUGGCAGAUAUGAUGUCAGCAGCUGAAACCAUCACAUCUGACUCUGAGAAAUAUGUAGAGCAACUGUUGGAACUGUUUACUAGAUUUAGCCGCUUAGUAUCUGAGGCCUUCAAUGAUGAUCCACGAUUUCUUACUUCACGGGACAAGGCAUAUAAGACAGUUGUAAAUGACAUUUCAGUGUUUAAAUUAGAGAUUCCUAUAAAGAACAAAGGGGUGAGUGCCAAAUCUCAGCCAGAAUCAAAAUGCCCAGAGCUGCUGGCCAAUUUCUGUGAUAUGUUGCUGCGGAAGACCACUGUCAGCAAGCGGCUUACUCCAGAAGAGGUCGACAAGAAACUCAAAAAUGUUCUGCUGGUGCUGAAGUAUGUCCAAAACAAAGAUGUCUUCAUGCGCUACCACAAGGCCCAUCUCACCCGCCGACUGAUCCUUGACUCUUCCGCAGACAAUGAGAAGGAGGAGAACAUGGUUGAGUGGCUCAGGGAUGUAGGUAUGCCUGCAGACUUUGUCAACAAACUACAGAGAAUGUUUCAGGACAUCAAAGUCUCAGAAGAUCUAAAUUAUGAAUUCAAAGAGGCACACAGAAACAACAAUGAAGGCAUAGCAGAUGCCAUCAACAUCAAGAUUCUCAAUGCUGGUGCCUGGGCUAGAACCAGCGAAAGGAUGCCUGUUUCACUGCCCUUAGAGUUGGAGGACUACAUUCCUCAGGUGGAGGAGUUUUACAAGCAUAAACACAGUGGUAGAAAACUUCAGUGGCACCAUGCCAUGUCAAACGGAGUUAUCACAUUUGCAAAUGAUGUAGGACGGUAUGAGCUGGAGGUGACCACGUUUCAAAUGGCUGUACUGUUUGCGUGGAACCAGCGACCAACAGAACGGUUGUCCUACGAGAGUCUGAAGCUGGCUACAGAGUUGCCAGAUAAUGAACUCAGGAAAACAAUUAUGUCUCUUAUGGUGCCAAAGAAUAGGAUUCUUGUGAGUUCUCCUGAAGUGAAAAGUCUGCGAGACUUUACAGACAACACAGAAUUUUGGGUGAAUCAACAGUAUGCUUUCACAAAAUCUGGCAAGGCACAGAAACGAGGAAAAACAAAUCUGAUUGGUCGGCUGCAACUGACAACAGAGAAAAGCAGGGAAGAGGAUAAUGAGGGUAUCAUGCAUCUCAGAAUUUUACGAGUGCAG